UGGCAUUGCCGCCCAGUAUGCGAUCAGCUGAUCGUCUAACCUAAGUUUUACGCUUCUUCGCGUUCAAGUUCACGUUCGCAGGCGAGAGAAGUUAUCGUGGUAUGUCUACUGUAGACAUCACAAAUAUUUACAUACGUUCAUCUACAGACAUCCAAAAUGAAUGAUUCCUUCUUGGAAGAGCUGGAGUUAUUACCCAAAGAAGCAAAGAAAAGCAGUCAAGUGGAUCGUCAUAUAACUACCAGGCAUGCUACUUCAUCUCCAUUACUUCAUUUUUCUGAACAAAGUGAGAGGGAUAAUGUAAAACGAUCACAAAAGGAUCCUGACAUUGUAACAACUCCGAUUAUUCCUGAUGUAAAAAUUACAAGCAGCAAAGAUUCCUCUAGGGAUUCCAAGAAACAAUUGGAUCAGAAUGUAAAAAGACAUUCUGUAAAUAUAAAAGUAUCAGAAAAACCUGACAAAGUUACAGGAAAGCCUGUUGAUGUGAGAACAAAAAUGGACAAUGAGAAGCAGCAGAGUAUUAGCGGAGAACACAAAGUAAAAUCGCAAGAUGUAAAAUAUCUUAAAAUGCCUGAAAACAAAAUCAGAAACAAAGAUCGUAAUCGACAUUCUGGGUCACAUAAGGAAACCACUCAUUCCCUGAAUACUUCUACUAAAGAGAACAGACGUUCCCCUGACUCUCUCAACAGUCAUUCCUCGGAUACUUCUAGUAAGGAAAAUAGCCGACCCUCAGAUUCCUCCAAAGAGACCGGUUUUCGGGAUUCAAUAAAAGAGAAGGGAAAGUUACCUGAUAAGUCGAAAAAAUCAGUUUUCAAAAUACAAGACCAAGAUCCAGUCGCUUUGCUUACAGCUAUCAAAGAAUUGAUAAGCACAUAUACCAAGCAGGAAAGCACAAAGAUUCUACGUACCAUGCAGGAGCUCCAUGUCAAUUCACAAGCAACUUUGAUAAAAAGUCUCUUGGACCAAACAGAUGAUUUAAUUAUAGAAAUGCAUCCCAGCAAAGAUUCCGCUAGAGUGAGAGCACUGGUUGAGGAGAAUGAACGGUUACAGCAAGAGUUGAUUGCUUUGCGAAUGCAAAACGAGGAUCUGCAGAAUAAAUUAGAAAAGCUUGAAUUUUUGAAACAAGAAAAUACGAUGAAUUAAUAUAAGCGUAAUCGCGAUCGCGCUUAAAUAAAUAUUCUUUUAAUACGCAAAAUGCCAAUUAUGACGUUCAUGAUGCAUUUUAACUGUUUGCCAUUUUAAGAAACGUAUAUCGCAUGUUGUAAGACUGGGAAAAAAAAGUUAUUCUUGCUUGAGGAAAUUAUAUUUACUAUUUAACUAUUAAUAUCCAUAUUUAACUUUAU
Molecule: messenger RNA, 1340 nt
Organism: Linepithema humile (Argentine ant)
Lineage: Eukaryota; Metazoa; Arthropoda; Insecta; Hymenoptera; Formicidae
Product: peptidyl-prolyl cis-trans isomerase G-like
Source: RefSeq, a predicted model, not a curated record